Messenger RNA from Cantharellus anzutake, 985 nucleotides. RefSeq lists its product as uncharacterized. Lineage: Eukaryota; Fungi; Basidiomycota; Agaricomycetes; Cantharellales; Hydnaceae. The transcript is spliced from 2 exons. Bases 242 to 862 code for a protein of 206 amino acids. The record is from RefSeq and is a predicted model, not a curated record.
UGUUCAAAUACGAGCUGCUUCCGAUUGACAAUGCAAUGGAUCAUAUAGCACUUUUGAUCCAGGACGCAAUACGCGAACGUGCGGCACCAUCAGAUUUCACUGUCCACACCACUCCUUUCGACAAUCUUCCUGUGUUUACAAGUCAUGUACGAUUGUGAUCUACCGGAGUGGGAAAGUACUUUGGCACCUGAAAUCCCAGGAGCUUGCGGCAUUGCUACUAAAGAACAAGAAACUCGCUGAUAUGUAUGACCUAUACAGGACGUGGAUCCAAGGGGUCCCUGGCGGUGCGAUGAAGGACUUGGAUUUUAACCCUCUACGGCAACCUUCCGAGGAGAAGGAACCGCUGGCGAGAGUGUUGCGUCAUAAGAGCUUGAAGAAGGAAUCGCUGGCGAGGCAUACGGAGGGUGCGGACGGUCGAGGAACGUGGACAGUGGAUGCGAUACGCAAAUGGGCAGGGGACGUGUCGAGCUCGGGCAGGAAAAACGGAGGAGGGUGGAAUACACAAGUGUUCGGAAUGAAAGAUCGUAGCAUUCCCAACAAGUUUGCUGGGGUUCAAUGGAUGGGAGCAUCAGAAUUGGAUCGUUCAAGACGAACCAACUGUUGCACACUCUCAUUGAUCAUAUUUCUCUCGUUGGCUUGCCCUCCCUUUCGCCCACCACCCUUGUAUCUGCUGAGCCAGACCCACACUUCGGAUGUUGGGCCGGUUCUACACCCGCCCGUCCUACUCGGUCUUACAGUCACCGUCCAUUCUAUACAGUGCGAGACGAUAGCGGCUCAAUGCUUGCCUUUCUGUGUGAGCCCUGUCAAAGGAAGCUUACAGAUUCCAAUAAUGGCGCCCCAGCCGAGAACAGCAGCUUCAUAACUCCGGAAUACAAGUGUGAAGCCAUGAGCAGCUAAUGCCCUCACAACAUGCAUAUGACCCACGCGAGAAUUGAAGGAUGUUCCAGGCGAGUUCAGAAGGAAGCAUUAGGGAAAUCGCUGAGGG